Messenger RNA from Aptenodytes forsteri (emperor penguin), 462 nucleotides. It is a transcript of the gene RHEX, whose product is annotated as chromosome unknown C1orf186 homolog. NCBI's taxonomy places the organism in Eukaryota, Metazoa, Chordata, Aves, Sphenisciformes, Spheniscidae. The record is from RefSeq and is a predicted model, not a curated record. The transcript has 4 exons. Bases 1 to 462 code for a protein of 153 amino acids.
AUGCAGCUCCUGGGGGCGAACUCCGGCGGCGCCUGGCAGCUGAGGAGCGAGACCGCAUCCGGCACCGAGCCGGCGAGCGCUUCUGCACUGCUGGACCCCUGCGGCUGCACGGCCACCGAAAAUGCUGCUGAAAGGUCCUUAAUUCCUGCUCGCUCCAAGGCCCCAGCUGCCCCCGGCCUGCGGGAAAGGGAAGGGAGCAGCGACACGUCUUCAGAGACCUCAGAGGACUCAGACAGCAGCCCUUCCUGCCCGCAGGGCCCUUGCUCAGAAGAAAACCUCAAUUACACGUCCCUUGUCUUCCCGGGGAAAGCCCACGGGCCAGGCUCUCCUGGGGACUACGAGAACAUGAAGACUAGGGCGGACUACGUCAACGUGGACCCAAAGAAGAGGAAUGUGGAUUUCUGGCCCUGCUCCAGCCCUGUGGCAUCCAAGUCCAUCGAGUACACCGAGGUGAAGCUGUGA